GCGGGGGCGCCGGUCGGAGUGCAGCGGCGGCUGCGGGCCGGGCUGUGCGGCCAAGCAGUUGGCGUCGCUGCGGGCGCUGGGCGCGGCGGGCCGGGUGACGCGGGGCCGGGCGCCGCCGCGCCGCCGCGAUCAUGUCGGAGCCGGCGCCCGAAGUUCCGGAGGAUCUGUUCCGCGAGGUCAAGUACUACGCGGUGGGCGACAUCGACCCGCAGGUUAUUCAGCUUCUUAAAGCUGGGAAAGCCAAGGAAGUCUCCUACAAUGCUCUGGCCUCUCACAUCAUUUCAGAGGAUGGGGACAACCCUGAGGUGGGAGAAGCCAGGGAAGUUUUCGACUUGCCUGUUGUAAAGCCUUCCUGGGUGACUCUCUCCGUGCAGUGUGGUGCUCUCCUGCCAGUCAAUGGUUUCUCUCCAGAGUCCUGUCAGAUUUUUUUUGGACUCACUGCCUGCCUUUCUCAGGUGUCGUCUGAGGACAGAAGUGCCCUGUGGGCCUUGGUUACGUUCCACGGGGGCAACUGCCAGCUGAACCUCAACAAGAAGUGCACACAUUUGAUUGUUCCAGAGCCAAAGGGGGAGAAGUACGAGCGAGCUGUCAAGAGAGGAAGUAUUAAGAUUGUCACCCCUGACUGGGUCCUGGACUGCGUGUCUGAGAAGAGCAGGAAGGAUGAAGCCUUUUACCACCCGCGUCUGAUCAUCUAUGAGGAGGAGGAAGAGGAGGAAGAGGAGGGAGACAACGAGGAGCAAGACUCUCAGAACGAGGGCAGCACUGAGAAGUCUAGUGCAGCCAGCUCUCCAGAAGCCUCUCCUCCUGACCAACCGUUCUCGCCCAAGCCCAGAGCUGAGGUGUCCAAAGGGGAGUUGAUGUUUGAUGACUCUUCUGAUUCAUCCCCUGAAAAGCAGGAGCGGAGCUUGAACUGGGCCCCGGCUGAAGCCCCUCCACUAACCACGGCUCAGCGCAGACUGCCUCAGGGAAAAGGGCCGGGACUUAUUAACCUGUGUGCCAAUGUCCCACCAGUCCCCGGGGACAUCCUGCCUCCUGACAUGCGGGGUAAUUUAAUAGCUGCUGGACAAAACCUCCAGAGUUCUGAGCGAUCAGAAAUGCUUGGGACCUGGAGCCCGGCCGUCCGGACGUUGCGAAACAUCACAAACAACGCCGAUAUCCAGCAGAUCAGCCGGCCAUCCAAUGUUGCGCACAUCUUACAGUCUCUUUCAGCACCCACAAAAAACCUAGAGCAGCAGGUGGCGCAUGGCCAACAGGGACACCCCACUGCCAGUACUGUGCUAUUUGGCCAGUCUAAAGGCGCUCCCGAGACACACGUGUUGCAGCAGCACCAUCCUCCCCAGCAGCCACCGCAGCAGCACCCAGUCCUGCAUCUCCAGCCCCAGAUCAUGCAGCUCCAGCAGCAGCAGCAGCAGCAACAGCAGCCACAGCCACAGCCUUACCCCCAGCCGCCAUCACAUCAGUUCCCUCAGCAAGUCCAUCAGCAUCAGUUUUCUCAGCAGCAGCUCCAGUUUCCACAGCAACCAUUACACCCUCAGCAGCAGCUGCAUCGCCCUCCACAGCAGUUGCAGCCAUUUCAGCAGCAGCAUGCCCUGCAGCAGCAGCAGCAUCUCCAUCAGCUGCAGCAACAGCAGCUACAGCAACACCAGUUAGCACAGCUCCAGCAGCAGCAGCAGCAACAGCAGCAGCAGCAGCAACAGCACAACCUUCUCCAGCAACAGCAGCUCCAGCGCCUGCACCACCAGCAGCAGCAACAGCAGCAGCAGAUGCAGAAUCAAGCAGCACACUUGAACCAAACAUCCCAGGCACUACAGCACCAGGUUCCACCCCAGCAGCCCCUGCAACUGUCCCUGCAGCCCCCACCUCAGCAGCAGCAGCAACAGCAGCAGCAGCAGCAGCAGCAGCAGCUUUUUGGACAUGACCCAGCAGUAGAGAUUCCAGAAGAAGGCUUCUUGCUAGGAUGCGUGUUUGCAAUUGCGGACUACCCAGAGCAGAUGUCGGAUAAGCAGCUGCUGACCACCUGGAAAAGGAUAAUUCAAGCGCAUGGUGGCACUGUGGACCCCACGUUCACAAGCCGAUGCACACACCUCCUCUGCGAGAGCCAAGUCAGCAGUAUGUAUGCACAGGCACUGCGGGAGAGGAAGCGGUGUGUCACUGCGCACUGGCUCAACACAGUCCUGAAGAAGAAGAAACUGGUGCCACCCCAUCGAGCCCUGCAUUUCCCUGUGGCGUUCCCACCUGGGGGCAAGCCCUGUUCACAGCAUAUUAUCUCUGUGACCGGAUUUGUUGACAAUGACAGAGAUGACCUGAAGCUAAUGGCGUACCUGGCAGGUGCCAAGUACACAGGGUACCUGUGCCGUAGCAACACGGUCCUCAUCUGUAAAGAACCAAGUGGUUUGAAGUACGAGAAGGCCAAAGAGUGGAGGAUCCCGUGUGUGAAUGCGCAGUGGCUGGGGGACAUUCUGCUGGGAAACUUCGAGGCCCUGCGGCAGGUGCAGUUCGGCCGCUACACCGCCUUCAACCUGCCGGACCCCUUUGCGCCCACUCCACACUUGGUCUUAAGUCUUUUAGAUGCAUGGAGGGUCCCAGUGAAGGUGACUGCGGAGCUCUUGAUGGGUGUAAGAUUACCCCCUAAGCUGAAGCCAAAUGAGGUCACCAACAUCCAACCUUCUUCUAAACGAGCCAGAAUCGAAGACCUGCCACCCCCCACUAAGAAGCUGACCCCAGAGCUGACGCCUUACGUGCUUUUCACUGGAUUUGAGCCUGUGCAGGUUCAGCAGUACAUUAAGAAGCUGUACAUCCUGGGUGGAGAGGUUGCUGAGUCCACGAAGAAGUGUACCCACCUCAUCGCCAGCAAGGUGACACGCACCGUGAAGUUCCUGACGGCCAUCUCGGUGGUGAAGCACAUCGUGACUCCGGAGUGGCUAGAGGAGUGCUUCAAGUGCCAAAAGUUCAUUGAUGAGCAGAACUAUAUCCUGCGAGAUGCUGAGGCAGAAGUGCUCUUCUCUUUCAGUCUAGAAGAAUCCUUAAAGAGAGCCCAUGUUUCUCCCCUCUUUAAGACAAAGUACUUCUACAUCACCCCUGGCAUCUGCCCGAGCCUUGCAACUAUGAAGGCGAUCGUAGAGUGCGCAGGGGGAAAGGUGUUGUCCAAGCAGCCGUCCUUCCGGAAGCUCAUGGAGCACAAACAGAAUAAGAGUCUGUCGGAGAUCAUUUUAAUAUCCUGUGAGAAUGACCUGCACUUAUGUCGAGAGUACUUUGCCAGAGGAAUAGAUGUUCAUAAUGCAGAGUUUGUUCUGACUGGAGUGCUCACACAGACACUGGACUAUGAAUCAUAUAAAUUUAAUUGACGGCCUCUUGUGUGUUGUGGGCCUGGAGCCUGGGGCACAAGGGUAGCUGCUGGCAGCGUGCGCACCAGGACUCCCUCCCUGCAGAGGGCUUGUUUUCCAGCUCUGCCUUAGGGAGAGACCUCUACCAGGAAGACAGAUGUAAUACUGACUGCAUCGUGUUAAGAUGUGUGAUCUUAUUCUAGGAAACAUAAAUUAUGUUUUGUAUUAUAUGCCUAAGAGCCCACAUUAAGUCUUCGAUUAUUAAUUUGCCAGGUUUUUAUGUGUUUUCAGAAAACUGUAUGAAAUUUCAUCUACAAAUAAAAUUAUGUAAAUAAAGACUUUGCUGUCUAAAUUAUGGAUGUAAGAUUUGAGAUGUUUUGUACUUUGAUUAUUUUUAUUUCUUACACUUUUCUUUUAUAUUGAUAACUUGCUCACAUUUAAAUAAAUGUACUUUUGAACUUA
Molecule: messenger RNA, 3785 nt
Organism: Alexandromys fortis (reed vole)
Lineage: Eukaryota; Metazoa; Chordata; Mammalia; Rodentia; Cricetidae
Gene: Paxip1
Product: PAX interacting protein 1
Exons: 21
Coding region: 132-3344 (1070 amino acids)
Biological process (GO): positive regulation of transcription initiation by RNA polymerase II
Cellular component (GO): nucleus
Source: RefSeq, a predicted model, not a curated record